UAUACCCUCCAGGGGGGUUCUUAUUUUUUAAAAAUUGAGCUUCAGUUUCCAAAAUUAGGGCUGAAAAUUUUUUCUGCAAAAGAGGCUGCUGGAAGGAACCAUGGAGAUCAAAGGGGAGCUAGCUCUGCGGAAAAGGCAAGUCCUGAUUUUCUUUGUUUUGCUGGGAUUAUCUCAGGCAGGUCCUGAAUCUGUGCGAUAUUUUGUGGCAGAGGAAACAGAAGUUGGUUCUUUUGUGGCCAAUCUUGCAAGGGAUCUAGGGCUUGGGGUGGAGGAGCUAUCAUCACGGGAGGCCCGGGUAGUGUCGGAUGAUAACAAAAAGCACUUACAACUUGAUUUACUGACGGGGGAUUUGCUCCUAAAUGAGAAACUGGACCGAGAAGAGCUCUGUGGCUCCACCGAGCCCUGUGUGCUGCAUUUUCAGAUGGUAUUAGAAAACCCUUUACAGUUUUUUCGGGCUGAACUGCAUGUCAAAGACAUAAAUGAUCAUUCCCCUAUGUUUCUAGACAAGCAAAUACUUAUUAAAAUAUCAGAAAGUACCAGUAUUGGAGCCACAUUCCUAAUGGAGAGUGCCCAAGAUUUGGAUGUAGGAACCAACAGUCUCCAAAACUACACAAUUAGCCUCAAUUCUCAUUUCUACAUUAAAAUCCGAGACAACGGUGAUGGAAAGUUGUACCCAGAACUGGUCCUGGACAGAGCAUUAGAUCAUGAGGAGGAGUCUGAGCUCACAUUAACACUCACAGCACUGGAUGGUGGAUCUCCACCCAGGUCUGGGACGACUUUGGUUCUCAUCAAGGUCUUGGACAUCAAUGACAAUGCCCCUCAGUUUGCUCAGAGGCUCUAUGAAGUGCAUGUUCUGGAGGACACACCUGUUGGGGCCUGGAUUAUCACCAUUUUUGCUAAUGAUUUGGAUGCAGGAAAUUAUGGGAAAAUAUCAUACACAUUUUUGCAUGCAUCAGAAGAUAUUCGUAAAACAUUUGAAAUCAAUCCAGUAUCGGGGGAAGUUCAUUUGAGAUCAUGCCUGGAUUUUGAAGUAAUACAGUUCUACACUAUAAAUAUUCAGGCAACAGAUGGUGGGGGUCUUUCCGAAGAAUGUACUCUGCUGGUUAAAGUAAUAGAUAUAAAUGAUAAUCCACCAGAAGUCACCAUCUCAUCAUUUACAAAGUCAAUUCCAGAGAAUGCCUCAGAGACUCUGGUUGCUCUUUUUAGUGUCCGAGACCAAGACGCUGGGGAUAAUGGGAGGAUGGUUUGCUCUAUUCAGGAUGAGCUCCCCUUUUUCCUGAAACCAACCUUCAAGAACUUUUUCACUCUAGUUUCGGAAAAAGCACUGGACAGAGAGACAAGAGCCGAGUACAACAUCACCAUCACCGUCACCGACCUGGGGACC
Molecule: messenger RNA, 1384 nt
Organism: Callorhinus ursinus (northern fur seal)
Lineage: Eukaryota; Metazoa; Chordata; Mammalia; Carnivora; Otariidae
Gene: PCDHB14
Product: protocadherin beta 14
Biological process (GO): homophilic cell-cell adhesion
Cellular component (GO): plasma membrane
Molecular function (GO): calcium ion binding
Source: RefSeq, a predicted model, not a curated record